Ornithodoros turicata is the source of this 735-nucleotide messenger RNA. RefSeq lists its product as uncharacterized. The record is from RefSeq and is a predicted model, not a curated record. Lineage: Eukaryota; Metazoa; Arthropoda; Arachnida; Ixodida; Argasidae. The transcript has 4 exons. Bases 1 to 735 code for a protein of 244 amino acids.
AUGAACAAGCACUUCGCCAAGGAUGAGGCUAAGAAUUUGACGACCCUCAUAUACAGCUUGGAAGGAGACCGGUACCAGGUACCACUCCUCAUCAAGCCCUCUUGCUGUGGAGUCUUGGCUGAUAACCGCAGCAUCGCGCAGACGAGACUACUCUCGCAGCUUCGGCGUCUUCGAGACCAUCCGGAUCUCCUAAAGCAGUACCACGACACGAUUUCCGAAUAUUUCCUCGAAGGCCACGCAGAGAAAGCCCCGGAGGUACCUCAGGAGUACCUCUACUAUCUUCCUCACCAUGCUGUAAUCCGGAAGGAAGCAGUGACAACAAGGUUGGUGUCCUUCCGUUGUUAUCCUAUCAUUCUCACCGCGGAUAUCCGGAAAGCGUACCUGCAGAUCUUAAUUCGUCCCGAAGACCGCGACGCAUUGCGUUUUCUGUGGCCAGAAGACCUUCCAUGUCCAGAAAACCCAUGCCCCCAGAUCCAGGAAUGGAGAAUGACGCGUGUCCCCUUUGCAUCUAGUCCGUUUCUCCUAGCCGCCACACUCCGUCACCACUUCGAUAGUGUACAACAUAAAUACCCAGCGGCUACAGAGCGCCUUCGACACGCUUUCUACGUAGACGACCUCAUCGUAGGAGCCACAUCAGAAGAAGACGCGCUUCUGAUUUAUCGUGAGGCAGUCACGAUGCUGCAAGAAGCUGGCAUGGACCUCCGCAAGUGGUGCUCCAACUCGCCGACCCUCUGA